GAGAGAGGGAGGGAGAGAGGCUUGUUUCCAUCACCAAUUGCAGCUACAACUGUGUUUUCAUAAAAAUACUUUUGACCGAUUAUGUUUAUAUCUGGACUGUAUGCUGUUAUCUUUGUUGGAUUUAAUGCCUUUUGAUGUAUAAUUGUAAUUUGUACAAUUUAUUUUUAAUGGCCCAAAUCUUGUGAAAUCUUGUUUGGAAAUGAAAAUGACUGUUAAAUUAGUUUUUUUUUAUAUUAUAGAUAAAUGGAACAAACCCUCUGGUCAUUUGUGAGUACCAGUGCAGUGCCCACUCAAAACGCAGCUGUCUGGAACGGGCUGAUUGCUUGGUCUCCGGAAUUGCUUCCUGAAAACUGUUUAUCCAAACAACUUCGCACUAGACACUUUACCUCCUUAGAUCCUGGCCAAAACAUCCAACCAGUGUGAAGUCAGGCGACAGACAUACAUAGAAGUUAGAACCAUACAGGCGAAUAACAUACAUACCUACAUACAUACAGACAUACAUACAUACAUACAGACGAACAUACAUGCAUACAAACAAACAGAUCAACAUAUAUACAUGCAUAUAGACAAACAUACAUAUAUACACACACAUACUAGAUACAUACAUAUUAUAUACAUACAUAUAUUCAUACAGAGACUCCAUCCAUUUUUGUACAAUUUAGAUGAUGCUAUUUCAUAAAGCAUUUCAUACCAGAUAACAUUGGCCUCUCAAAGAAAUAAUUAGCUGUACAAAAUUGGAUAAUUUGUUGACAGUAAGCCGACUCAACACACUGUCUGAUGGUAUUAUACUAAACUCUUACGUGAACACAAUUCCGUUAUUUAUAUGCAAACAUACAUAAAUACAUACAUUCAUACAUACGUACUUCACUUGCAAACAUUCAUCCAUUCAUACAUGCAUACAUCCAUGCAUCCAUUCAUAUAUACAUGGAUACAUACAUGCAUACAAACAUAAAGAGAGAUUAAUUAGAUUUACUGUUAAAUUAUGUUAGCAUAGUGAUUGUUCAAACUCAAUUUUGACAAGAUGCCACUGGAUGACGCUGUUUGAAAGCACUUGACUUGAAGAAAUGACCACUCCAAAGACUAUUGUUUGAAGCUGCGUAAGCCACUCCCAUCCGACAGAGGGAACUCCACUGCGAAUAGCACGCGCAGCGCUCCGUUUAUAAAGCUGCUUAGUGCGCUGUCCACUUCAGCACCACAAGCAGAACAGAAGCGACCCAGCUAACACCGAGGAGAAAGAGAUAGAAGGCACCACACAACAUCCCCAUCGCUCGAAGCUGAACAUCGCCACGCACAACGCUAGAAACGUCCACACAACCAAAGAGAGCCCAGAAAGAGUACAGCCGCCAUGUAUGACGAGGCGAGGGUGCCCUCACCCAAGGACGCUCAAAAUGGAGUCCCCCAGUGCGCCGCUCAAGGGGCGGGGCCGGAGGCGGGGCUUGUCAGCGGGGACGGGAGUCCGUCUCUGACGCCAGCCUCUCGACCAAAAGCUGAGGAGGGCCCUUUGGGUGAGGCGGCGGCGGAGGAGGAAGAGGAGGAGGUAGUGGGAGAGGAGGAAGGUGAUCAACCCAAGGCGGAGCCGGUGCUGGUGAAGAAGCCCCACAGGAUGAUCCUGGACCACGACCGCAAGAGGAGGGUGGAGCUGAAGUGCAUGGAGCUCCAGGAGAUGAUGGAGGAGCAAGGGUACACAGAGGAGGAGAUCCAGCAGAAGGUGAACACCUUUAGACAGAUGCUGAUGGACAAAGAAGGGGUGAUCACCAGAGAGGGAUCGCACCCACAACCCAUGAUCAACCACCUGCAGUACCCCCACGAUGAGGAAGAUGAAGGUGACCCAGAGCUGGCUGCCUACAGGGAAGGAGACUAUGACCACUACUACCAGAGCGAUCAUAGGGUGAAGAGGAAAUCCAGCAGUUCUCCGUCCCCGCGGCCCAAGAAGAGGAAGAAGAAGAAAUCCGGCCGGCGGAAGAGCCAAGUCGAUGGCUCCUCUCCAGCUCGCAGAGAAAAGAAGAAAAAGAGUGGGAAGAAACACAAGCGUGACAGGUCCACAUCAGGUUCCAGGAGGAAGAGGAGACAUAGAUCCGGCAGCCCAAAGAACAAGCACAAAGACAGGACCAAACAGAGGAAAGGGUCUCCUGGUGCCUCUCCCAGCAGGAGGUCCCAGCAGAGAGGGAGCUGUUGCAGCUCCCGCAGCGCCUCCGCCUCCACCACCAGGAGCCUGUCCAGGUCCCCCGCCAGGCUGAGCGGCAAAUCCAAGAUGGAUGCCCACAAGGCCGCCGGCAGCUCGCUGUCGCCGGGACCGAACGCCGCCAACGCCGUCACCGCCACGGUCGCAGCCGCGUGGCACAACGGCCACCACAGCCAGCGGGGCCACAACGGCAAGCCAGGCAGCCGGCUGGACCACGCCGACAGCCUCAAAGUACACCAUGUAUGUGAGCUCUCGAAGCUCCACAUGCUGGCUCCUGCCUCGGCUAACGCUCACCAGACCUCUCUCCUGAGGGGAUCCAGGCUCCACACCGCCCCCAACAGGAGCCAGGCGGCGCUGCAGCCCGGCCAGCUGGGCAAGGCCGGGCCCGGCGGGGAGGGCAGGCACGCGGUCGCGGGCGGCUCCCUGUCCAGGAGGGGGAGCCAGAGGGCCAGAGACGGCAGCAGUGACUCCGCCCACUCCCAGCAUAACCACGCCCACCGAGGGAGGCGCUCCUCGCACCGGCAGAAGAAGUCCAAAGGCGUCCACUCGUCCAAGCGGCGCCGCCACCGCUCGGGGCGGGGCCAGGCCCACCGGCGGAGCCAGUCGCCGUCGCCGGGCCGCCACUCGGCCAGGAAGAGGGCGGGGUCCCGGGGCGGGCAGCAGCCCCGGCAGCGCAGCAGCUCCUGGAGCAGCGGCCGCUCGUCGUCGGGGUCCCCCUCCAGGGACCGGGGGGCCAGCAAGGCCAAGUCUCCCCACAGCCGACAGAACAACUCCAGGGAUCGGGACAGUGCCAACCACUCGGAGGGGGAAGGCCGCGGCGCCCGGCGGCGUUCCCGGAGCUACUCGCCCAUCAGGAAGAGGAGGAGAGACUCCCCCAGCUUCAUGGAGGCCCGCAGGAUAACCAGCGCCCGCAAGAGGCCCAUCCCGUACUACCGGCCCAGCCCCUCGUCCUCUUCCUCGUCCUCCUCUUCGUCGUCGUCCAGCGCGGCCAGCACGCCGUCUCGCAGCCGGAGUCGCAGCCGGAGCCGCAGCCGGAGCCGCAGCUACGGCAGCUACAGCAGCCGCAGCCGCAGCCGCAGUCGGAGCCGGAGGCGUUCCCAUAGCAACCGCAGCUACGACAGCCGCAGUAGCUACGACAGCCCGGGCUUCUGAGAGGGCGACGCCCAGGAAGUGAGAUUGAUGAUGACGACGAUGGGGAGAAGAAAGGAAAUCAUGGUUUUAACCCCGGGUUCGGGUCGGAUCGUCAUGCGUUGGUAGUUUGAAAGGGUUUGGAGUCCCAUACUGGCCAGUCGGUGGUUGGGGGGUGUAAGCUUCUUCUUGGACUCUGAUCUGCUAAACCACAGCUUCCUCCACCGACUGCAGAGCUCACAGUUCAGCGGCCCAGCCUUCGAAACAAACCCAUCACUCCAAAAUAUCCCCGGUAAUGUUAUCCACACCUGCAGUGGACCCUCAUCCACAUAAUUUAUUUUUUGGGUUGAUUUGGUUGAAAUCAUCGCUCGAGCCUAAAGAACAAAUCUCAAAGUGUGUUUGCACUUUCUCUGUAUUCUUCCACAAGCCGAAAACCAACCAAAAAAAGGUAUUUAUUAAAAAACACAUACACACACAAACAGAAGUCAAGAAAGAGACGACAAGAUGAGCUACAAAUGGCCAGUAACAUAAACCGACAUCGAUACGAACUUCAGAUCUUUUCUAAUCAAAGCACAGAGAUCAAAAAACAAGGGAAACAAACAGCGAAGAAGAGACAACAGAAGUUAAAAAAAAAGAACAGUUGUAUCAUAUUAGUCCAUAUGUAAAUAUCCUUAAAUCCUAUAAGCUCUGGCUUGGUAACCUAUGCACUGUAUACUCUAUGUAAUUUGAGGAGGCCUACGAGACUGCCACAUAGCAUGAUGCAUCAGCAGAGAGACUGAGAGGCUGCUCGUAGGAGAAUGCCUGGACACACGCCCACCCUAACCCACCGUCCUCCAUUCCAUCCUCCCUGUCCCGCGACUACAGUUCCCAGGGUGCACCUGGUCACCUUCGAAUGACCUGUACAGUAUGUCAACGACUUGCACACAUAGGGAAGUGAAGGAAAGCGUAUUACCGUCAUUUGAACACCCUUCCCUGUUCACUUUUCCGCUGAUUUUGACUUUAUUUAUGACUGUGUGGGUGUGUGGGUGUUAUUUAUGACGUUUGACGAAUGUGUGUGUGUGUGUGUAUGUGUGUGUGUGUGUGUGUGUGUGUGUGUGUGUGUGUGUGUGUGUGUGUGUGUGUGUGUGUGUGUGUGUGUGUGUGUGUGUGUGUGUGUGUUUGAUGAGUGCCUCCUCUGCAUUGACCUGGGAUGUUAACAUGUAAGAGUACUCUGAGUAUGUCGCCUACUAUAAAGGCAGCUUUAUGAUACUGUACAGUUAAAAAGAAAAGUAAAACUGUCUGCAAAAAGUAUCCAUGCACUCAUGUGGGUCUAUUUUAACCACCGAUUUAUUUAUGAACUAUUUAUUCCUUAUGUAUUAUUUAUUGGUUAAUUUAUUUAUUUGACUAUUUAUUAAUUUGCCCAGCAGUGUGUGUUGCGCCAUUCAGACCAUACACCCUGGGCAGAUGCUGCAGACCAUUUUGAAAAUUUCAAAGUGUACACGUGUUAAUUUCACCCUGAUGCUGUUUUUAAAUUAUGAGCAACAUUUAUGCUACUUAUUGCAAGAGAUUAGUGAACAGGGUUGUUGCUUGUGUCUAUGGGGGCUACGGUGUAGGUUGAUGAGGAUGCUGUGGCCCAAUCCAGUAGAAGUGUGCCAUUGUCUUUGUUUGAAAGUGGAAAAUGUUUGUUCUCUUGCAAACUUUCCUGUCCUGACUCUUCCUGUAUCACUAAGUAAAGGGUCAGACAUUUAAAUCGGAUCUCCUGUUCUUUAAAAAAAAGAAUGAAACGGAACAGAAAUUACUAUGUGAUGAAUUUAGAAGACCUAUAUUUUUCCCCUCCUCUGUUCUAUGCCUCUUUAGGCUCCAUUCAUCUGUCUGAGGACCCUUGGUUGUUAGCCUGCACUAGCAUAGCGACCCUGCCCUAUAGCCAAGCAGUCCAGCACGAUACCCUAGGAGUCAAGCUCUAGCCUUGCAGUCCUGGGCUAGCCUAGCACUCCUGAAGUAGCCUAGUAUUCCUGGGCUAGCCUAGCACUCCUGAACUAGCCAAGCACUCCUAAGCUAGCCAAGCAGUCCUGAGCUACCCUAGAUGUCCUUCAGCUAGCACGGAGAUCCAGCAGUUAGCCUAGCUGGUCUCAAUCUCCUGCUUCAGAUCUAGUGUUCGGUGAUGCUCCACUGGAUAGGACGCCGGUGACAAUGUCAAGGAACCCCCCAUGUCUUCCUCUCAAGUCUUCAUCACACCAUUGUUUCUGUCACCCCCAGUGUCCCAUCGGCCAUGUAGCCAGUUAGCCCAGCUAUGAUAUCCAGCAAACCUGUUCAAAUAUAUUGAUAAGCCUUUUGAUUCUACAAGAGUCAUCAUUUGUAGUGUACAAGUUAUUAUAACUGACAAUAAACUCAAACAGACUGUACAAUUUGUGUAUUUGGUGGAAUUAUUUCAUUAGUAUCAUUUUCAUUCAAAGCGCUAAUAAAGAUUUAUUU
Messenger RNA from Gadus chalcogrammus (walleye pollock), 5761 nucleotides. It is a transcript of the gene srrm3, whose product is annotated as serine/arginine repetitive matrix 3. The transcript is spliced from 14 exons. NCBI's taxonomy places the organism in Eukaryota, Metazoa, Chordata, Actinopteri, Gadiformes, Gadidae. Gene Ontology annotation, molecular function: mRNA binding. The record is from RefSeq and is a predicted model, not a curated record. Bases 1346 to 3334 code for a protein of 662 amino acids.